GUCAGUUCGAAUUUGGAAUCUUCUCUGGUGUGUAAUACGAAUUUACCGAGUGUUCGAGUGAUAAUUCACUGCGAUUUACUGUGAACGUUUUCCGUACGAUUUAAACACGAGUGUGGUAGAGUGCGACUCUAUUAAAGUUUAAUUGCGAAAUUGUUUUCGAUUUUUUUUUUUUUUAUUUUCUAAACGUCAAUAAUUUACGAAAUGGUUGGCAAAACGGCAAUAGGAAUUGAUUUAGGUACCACAUACUCUUGUGUGGGUGUCUGGCAACACGGAAAAGUGGAGAUCAUCGCUAACGAUCAAGGUAACAGAACCACCCCGAGUUAUGUUGCGUUUACAGACACUGAACGUUUGAUCGGAGACGGGGCCAAGAAUCAAGUGGCUAUGAAUCCUAGCAACACGGUGUUCGAUGCCAAACGUUUGAUCGGCCGUCGGUUCGACGACGAAAAAACGCAGGCGGACAUGAAACACUGGCCGUUCAAAGUGGUCAGCGACUGUGGGAAACCGAAAAUACAAGUUGAAUUUAAAGGUGAACGGAAAAUUUUCGCGCCGGAAGAGAUUAGUUCAAUGGUCCUGUCUAAAAUGAAAGAGACUGCGGAAGCGUAUUUGGGUCGUGAUGUGACGGACGCUGUCAUCACGGUUCCAGCGUAUUUCAACGAUUCGCAAAGACAAGCCACCAAGGACGCUGGCAUCAUAGCCGGCCUGAACGUCAUGAGGAUAAUCAACGAACCGACGGCUGCUGCUUUGGCUUACGGUCUGGACAAAAACCUGAAAGGAGAGAGGAACGUGUUGAUAUUCGAUCUGGGUGGUGGUACGUUUGACGUGUCCGUGUUACAGAUCGACGAGGGCUCGAUAUUCGAAGUGAAGUCCACGGCGGGUGACACGCAUUUGGGCGGCGAAGACUUUGACAAUCGGCUGGUGUCUCAUUUGGCAGAGGAGUUCAAAAGAAAGUUCAAAAAGGACGUAAAGAGCAACCCCAAAGCGUUGAGACGCUUGAGAACCGCCGCUGAACGGGCCAAAAGAACUUUGUCGUCCAGUUCGGAGGCUACCAUCGAGAUUGAUGCUCUGAUGGAAGGAGUCGAUUUCUAUACCAGGGUUUCUCGAGCUCGUUUUGAGGAGCUCUGUGCAGACCUGUUCAGAUCGACGCUACAGCCGGUGGAGAAAGCAUUGGCUGACGCUAAGUUGGACAAAGGAGCCAUACACGAUGUGGUGCUUGUAGGCGGUUCGACGAGAAUUCCAAAGAUCCAGAGUCUUUUGCAAAACUUUUUCUGCGGUAAGCCACUCAACUUGUCCAUAAACCCGGAUGAGGCUGUUGCGUACGGUGCCGCCGUACAGGCGGCUAUUUUGAGUGGUGACACGAGUUCCGCCAUCCAAGACGUGUUGCUCGUGGAUGUCACCCCCCUGUCGCUUGGUAUCGAAACCGCGGGCGGCGUUAUGACUAAAAUCGUUGAUCGAAAUUCCACCAUACCGUGCAAGCAAACGCAGACAUUCACCACGUACGCAGACAACCAGCCGGCCGUUACGAUACAGGUGUUCGAAGGAGAACGGGCCAUGACCAAGGACAACAAUUUGUUGGGAACGUUCGACCUGACCGGCAUACCCCCGGCACCCAGAGGUGUGCCCAAAAUAGACGUGACUUUUGACUUGGACGCUAAUGGUAUUUUGAACGUGUCAGCCAAGGAAAACAGCUCCGGUCGUUCCAAGAACAUUGUUAUCAAAAACGACAAGGGCCGUUUGUCGCAGGCCGAAAUUGAUCGUAUGCUUAGCGAGGCGGAACGGUACAAAGAGGAGGACGAACGGCAAAAAGUGAAAAUCGCAGCAAAGAACCAAUUGGAGAGCUACGUAUUUGGUGUUAAACAAGCGUUGGACGAGGCCGACGGUAAAUUAACCGAAUCCGAGAAGAACGCUUGCAAACAGGAGUGCGACGCGAUCAUCAAGUGGUUGGACAACAAUCAUUUGGCGGACAAAGAAGAAUACGAGUUCAAGCUUAAGGAAAUCCAGAAGAGCUGCUCGGGUAUUAUGAUGAAAUUACACGGUGGACAAGCCGGUGGAGCUCAAAUGCCACCCGGAGGCCAAGGUUUCUCUGGAGCACAUUCCCAAGGACCCACCGUAGAAGAAGUCGAUUAAUUUGAAUGAUAACUAUUUUAUGUUUAAAUCCUUUAUUUUAUUGUAAUGUAUUGUUUAAUAUUUUUUCACGUAUUUAAUAGACUGAUCUUUUUUUUUUUUCCAUUAUGUUAAUAUUUUAUUUUGUUUUCGAGAGAAUAAAAAUUAUUUAUGAAUAGAAAAUAA
Messenger RNA from Cinara cedri, 2286 nucleotides. The record is from the annotation of a GenBank genome assembly. NCBI's taxonomy places the organism in Eukaryota, Metazoa, Arthropoda, Insecta, Hemiptera, Aphididae.